This is a messenger RNA of Centrocercus urophasianus (Greater sage-grouse), 3115 nucleotides long. It is a transcript of the gene CFAP251, whose product is annotated as cilia and flagella associated protein 251. NCBI's taxonomy places the organism in Eukaryota, Metazoa, Chordata, Aves, Galliformes, Phasianidae. The transcript is spliced from 21 exons. Gene Ontology annotation, cellular component: sperm flagellum. The record is from RefSeq and is a predicted model, not a curated record. Gene Ontology annotation, molecular function: protein binding.
AUGGCUGGUUCAAGUGACACUGCACCGAAGGAGUCGUCCCCAGAUGGACAGAUGCAUCGAGAGGCAGCAGUGCCACCCCAGCAGGACUCCAUGGCUGCUGCCCAGGAAGAUGGAGCUCUGGGAAAUGCUGCAGCAGCUGCACCUCAGAGGGCUCCUGGUGAGCUGGAGGAGCGCAGCGAUGCUCCCAGCCGUGUGUGGGGUGCACAGCCUGGCCUGCUAUUCCAGGGAGAGAAGCAGAGCUGCCACCCUCUCAGCCUGUCCUGGGCACUGGGCUACAACAGCAGCCUGGCUGUGCAUAGCAUUGAAGAUGGGAUGCUGCUGUAUGUCUGUGCCCACACAGCGGUCAUCCACGAUGUCCUUGGCAGCAGGCAGUACCACCUGCAGGGUCACGCAAAUGCCAUCUCAUGCCUGUGUGUCAGUGAGGACAGGCGCUGGGUUGCCACUGCUGACCAAGGUCCAGACCCUUUGGUCAUCAUAUGGGAUGCCUUUUCUGGGAUCCCUGUGCGCACCAUCUUUGACAGCCAUGCAGGCGGUGGGAUCUGCGCUAUUGCCAUCUCCCAGGAUGCAAGGUGUUUGGUUACCAUCAGUGCUGGCAUGGUGCAGAGGGUCUGUGUGUGGAGGUGGACAUAUCCUGAUGAGAGCCCCGUGUGUGACGUGGAGCUGAGCCCUGAGUUUGGCUUCCAGGAUUUUGUCAUUUUUAAUCCCCAAAAUCCUUAUGAGUUUGUCAGCAACAGCAAAACCCAAGUGAUAUUUUAUCUGUGGGGCGAUGCUGGUUUGCAGUACAGCACUCCUUCUUUGACCAAGCAGUGGCCACGUGCUGGCGAUGGUCCCACCAUGAGGCAGGGAGGGAAUGUCACAUGGAGGAACCAGACGGGGGCACCAGCACCCAGCACUGACCCACCACUGCUCUCCUGACAGACCUUUGGCAGCGCAAUGGGGCACUUCACCCAGUCAGCUUUCCAUUUCAACGCCACGCAGGUGCUGACGGGCACCUCGGCUGGGAAGGUGGUGGUGUGGGAUGUGGAGAGAAAGCGGGAGCUGGACAAGGAACCGCAGGGCAGGGUGCAUGGCAUGAAGGCCACCAAGCUGGUGCCGAUGCAGGAAGAAAGCCUGACAGCGCUGAUGGUGCUGGAGAGCUGCAUAGUGACAGGGGAUGUGAGAGGCCAGGUGAAGUUCUACAAUGGGCACCUGCAGCUCCUGGCCUGCUAUGACCACAGUGGUAUGGGUCCCAUUCGAUCCAUCUCCUUCUCCAAAGCUCCUCCAGACUCUCCAGCUGCCCCUUCUACCAGCAGCCACCCCUUCGCUGCUAGGAACUUUAUCCUUUCAACCUCUGAUGCAACAGUGCUCCGUGUUGCGACAGAUGGGACAGACUUUGAAAAAGUCAUGAAAGAGGCCAAGAAAGCAGUGACUGCCAUUGCAUGCCAUCCUCAACAGCCACGGCUUGCCGUGGGCAGUCACUGCGGGCUGAUGAAGGUGUGGGACUACCAGCAGCCCCAGCUCCUCAUGAGCAGGAUAUUCCCCAGUGCUGGAGUGCAGUGCCUGUCCUAUGAUCCUGCAGGCUCCUUCCUGGCCGCCGGUUUCACCGAUGGGAGUGUGCAUGUCCUCGAUGCCAUUUCCCUGCUGUCCUGCUGUGAGGUGUUCAGGUUCUCGCGGGGCCCCAUAACUCACGUCCAGUUCUCCCAUAACUCCGAGUACCUCGCAACUGCUGAUGAAAAAUAUGCAGUGACCGUUUACAAAAGGGUUCUGCAGAAUGAGCGUAGGUGCUGGGAACACCUGGCAGGGCUGCACUCCCACUACAAGCCCAUCCGGAGCAUCCUGUUUGGGAUCCACCUGGACGGCAGCGAGCCCCGGCUGCUGAGCCUUGGGGAGGACAGGCAGCUGAUUGAAUAUGACCUGAGCAGCAGCAGCAAGGACCAGCUGGUGGUCCUGCACAGACAUCGUGUAGAGCAGGCUGCAGUGCCCCUCUGCUUGGCCUGGUAUCCACAUUUCAGCACCGAGUCCUUCAUCCUCACAGCCAACAGCUGCUACAAAAUGAAGCUCUACAAUGCAACGACCAAAAUGUGCAGAAAGACUCUUCUGGGACCAACCUAUGGCUCGCCAUUGGAGAAGAUGCAAAUCCUCCCAAAGAGUGCUGCACAGCCCCAGAAGCACUACCUGGCAUACAUUACCAAGGACAAGGUGGGCCUGCAGAUUCUGCCCAUUGAUGGCAACCCCCACAAGUCCUCAGCUUUCAUUUGCCACCCAGAUGGUGCCUCUGACCUGGCCGUCUCCUACGAUGGGCACUACAUCUUUACGGCUGGGGGGAGUGACCGCACUGUUCUAAAGUGGGAGGUGAACCUGAAUGCCUUGGAAGCUGCUGCAUCCCUGGGUGGGGAGGACCUGGUCCCGUUCUACAGACUGCUGGAGGGCGGCCUGGACGGUGAAUUCUUCAGGGAGCUGGAAGACUAUUUCUACUAUGUGCAGCUGCACAGCCAUGGCAUUGAUAUGCUGGAGAGCAGGCAGGUGUCAACGUACAUUCCCUUGGAGGAAAUUCCUUCUGUAAUGAGAGCAAUGGGUUUUUACCCAUCUGAGGAAGAGAUCGAAGAAAUGAUAAAUGAAGUAAAAUUCAGUGAGUUUGUGGAUACCGGAGAACAAGUGACAAAAAUCAAUUUAAGGGAUUUUAUCAAACUUUAUAUAAAUCAUCGGCCCGCGUUUGGCUUGUCAAUGAAAACAGUACAACAAGCAUUUCAGGUCCUUGGUUAUGAGAAUGAGAAUGGCGACAAAGUUAUUGACAGAGGAGACUUGCUGUCACUCCUACAGUGCAGGGGAGAGCAUAUGAUGGAGGAUGAGCUGGCACUGUGUCUGUCUGCCCUGCUAGGAAGGCAUCCAAUGGGAGGAAGAUCUGACCUGGAUGUACGUGAUCCCUCAGGUGCAGCAGCUCUGAUGGAAGAAGAAAUUCCAGAGCAAAUCACAGCAGAGAGAUUCACUGCCGGCAUUCUUGGCCUAUCCAUUGCUGAACCAGAAAAAAGAACAGUAAACUGAGAUGGAUAAUUCAUCUGUGAAGACUCAGAAUUGUAGCUGCCACUGUUUUCUACUCUUUCUACUUUCCAAACUCCUCAUGUACCUGUGAAAUACA